AUGGAGUUCAUCGACGCAGCUGGAGACGAGCAAAUGCAAUCAAUGGUACUCGAAGGGGGCGUCAAGGGUUGGGUAAAGAGUGGGCCACAGUUCACACGUCUAAUGGAUGGCUACAAAGAGUCAUACUGGCAAGACCUCUUCGCCCAAGAAGAAGCCAAGAAGGCCGCAGCUCAAGGACAAGACGACAAGAACUUGGUUGGCCAGGGAGACGUGACAAAGUGA
Aureobasidium vineae is the source of this 222-nucleotide messenger RNA. The record is from the annotation of a GenBank genome assembly. Lineage: Eukaryota; Fungi; Ascomycota; Dothideomycetes; Dothideales; Saccotheciaceae.